UGACAUCACGGGACGACAAAAAGAGUCGCCGGCGGAGGGGAAGGCGCCAAUCAAUCGCAGCACUCAGACGGUGGCGCACGGCGGAGACGCACGGCGCUACAUUUUCAUUUUCACUUCUCUACUUGACGUUUUUUGCUGGGGAGGAUGUUCCCCCGAGACGCGUUAUACUUCGAUCGCUCCCUCCUGCGCAGACAAGCUUCCUCCUCGUAGAGAAGAAGAGAAAACUCGUCGGUUACUUUUUGUUUUUGGUGCGUAAGAAGCUGUCCAAGAGAACCGAGCCCGAAGUGCAGCCUGGUGGUCUGGCUGCUGUUGACAGUAUGAGCCUGGCUGGACAGGCGAGGGGAGCGGGCUGUCCGUCUGUGGUCCUCGGCUGAGAAGCAGCGUGGAUUUAACACGAAUUCAUGUGGACUUUAUCGGAGCCCAAAGGUGGAACGACGACCGGACACAGCGCUUCCUCGUCAGGGACUGACUGAUCAUGGUCGCCGUGGUCGGCUCUCUCAUGGUACUGCUGCUCGCCGAGGUGUUGAUGGAAGGUGCGACGGGGCUCAUCCCUGAGGUGGGCCGGCGGAAGUACAGCGACUUGAGCAGGCAGAGCCCGCAGCAGUCCGAGAGCGUCCUCAACGAGUUCGAGAUGCGGCUCCUCAGCAUGUUCGGACUCAAGCGCAGGCCCACGCCGGGAAAGCAUGCCAUGGUGCCGCAGUACAUGGUGGACCUCUACCGCAUGCACUCAGCCAACGGCGACCACAGUGCCAGGCGGCCCAGGAGCAUGGGGAAACACGCCGAGAGGGCAGCCAGCAAGGCCAACACGAUUAGAAGCUUUCACCACGAAGAGUCUUUGGAGGCCCUGGCCAGCCUGAAAGGCAAAACCACCCAGCAGUUCUACUUCAACCUCACUUCUGUCCCCAAGGAGGAGCUCAUCACCUCCGCAGAGCUUCGCAUCUACAGGGAUCAGGUCAGGGGAGUCCCUCCCCCCAGCAACAGCAGCAACGGCACUUCUGCAGCCGGCUUCCAUCGCAUCAACAUUUAUGAGAUUUUCGGGGGCCCUAAAACUAACAGUGCAGAGCCUCUGGUCCGCUUGCUGGACACUCGGCUCGUGCAGGACUCUUUGAGCAGAUGGGAGAGCUUUGACGUCAGCCCAGCUGUAUCUCAGUGGACCUCCGGGAAGGGCCGGAACCACGGCUUCAUGGUGGAGGUGCACCACCCACAGGAUGGGGAGGUGAACGGCGAGCCUUCCCAGAGACGCAGUAGGCACGUCAGGGUGAGCCGGUCCCUGCACCGGGACCGGGACUCGUGGCCUCAAGCGAGGCCGCUGCUGGUGACGUAUGGCCACGACGGCCGCGGGGACUCGGUGCUGCACACGCGGGAGAAGCGUCAGGCGGCGCUCCGCAAGCAGCGCAGGAAGCACCAGCACAAGGCCAGCUGCAAAAGGCACGCCCUUUACGUGGACUUCAGUGAUGUGGGCUGGAACGAGUGGAUAGUGGCGCCCCCCGGCUACCAUGCCUUUUACUGUCACGGGGAAUGUCCGUUCCCUCUGGCAGACCACCUGAACUCUACCAAUCACGCCAUCGUGCAGACACUGGUCAACUCGGUCAACUCAAACAUUCCCAGAGCUUGUUGCGUGCCCACUGACCUCAGCCCCAUCUCUCUGCUUUACCUGGACGAAUACGAGAAGGUCAUCCUUAAAAACUACCAGGACAUGGUGGUGGAGGGAUGCGGCUGCCGGUGAGAACGGGACGGUGGCACGUUACGGAAGGAGAGGGGCACCCAAAAAGGACUAAAAGAGACAUGAAAGGUUAUUAUGGACACCCGCUUUCCCAAUGAAGACAUUAUUUAUAUGAAAAGAAAUAGAAAAGAGAGUUAAGAGAAAAACACUAUAUGAAUAUAUUUAUGUCUAGGCAAAGUUGGGAAAUAGAUAUUUUAAUCAGAGGAAUAUAUUCCUUUUUACUGGUUUUGAAAAUGUAUUUGUGAUGUACAUUUCCAAAUGGGUGCAAUACCACAUGAAGUAUAAUGCUCAGAUUUUUAUUUUGUAUUUAUUUCUAUCAUAACCACUUUAUGUGUAAAUAAAUAAUGUGUAUUUAUCAUGAGAAAAAGUGGCGGCUCUAGUUGUAGUCCUACACUUCCACCCCCACCCACCCCGUUGAGUGCGUGCCACACAAUGGGAACCGUGCCACAGCAAUGUACACAGCACACCACCAGAAGCGUGUUUUCUUACAAAGAUUGCAAAGCAAGCAGUGAGCUCUUUAUGGUAAGUGUAACUGGAGCGCAACAACAAUAGUGUAGUCAGCUGAGGUCAGAGUGCCACUGCUGCAGUGAGGCGCAGUCGUAGCGAUGGCGGAGACAAGUUACACGAGUGUGAUAGACUCCCACGGGAGGAUUACAACAACACCAGAGCUUGUUUUCAGGAAUGACGGCCCGAGACCCCCAAGACUCUUGUGCAAACUAGUUCCAGUGUUUUCCCUUGUCAAAUUAGCAGGUGAAAAGCCUGUUAUGGUUUGUUCACGCUUGACAGCUUUGCUUCGCUUCCUGCGUGUGAACCCUUGCGAGAUUUCUUUGCUCAAAUAUGAACGCUUCUGUUAAAGGCAAAUCCGCUACCAUUGAUCACUUGCUCUGACUAGGGUGGACUUCUUGGUUCCAACGAUCGUUGGUUUGAUUUCUCCGUUCAUGGACUCAACGCUCAGCACGUUGGUUAAAACCAAGUCUGUUGCCGUUUCUCCAUGCGUUUCAUCAUGUAUGAACACUACUGUUGAAGGCGAAUCCGCUACAGUUUAUCAAUUGCGAUGAUUAGGAUUGACUUUUUGGUUUCUUUCCUCUGUUGGAAAUGGAAUCAGCGCUCAGCACUUUGGCUUAAACUACAGAUGCAUGAUGUCUUUUUUUUCAUAUCUAUACGGAUAACUUUCUGCUUCUCAAGACUGAUAUGGUCUAUGUUUUUUAUUUAAGUGUAGUUUGUGCACAUCUGGAGGUAAGAAAGACUGGAACAAAUUGGGAUUUGUUGAUUUGUCCUAAUGAAAUAUUAUGACAUCACUACUAUCAGGAGAGCCAGAGUGGGGGGGACACCUGCUGUUAGAGUCCCUCCAUAUAGAGAGUUGCAAUAUGACCAGUCGAAAAAAUAUGGUCACGUGACUCGUGGAGCCAUCUUGGGGCCAAAUUUGCGUUUGCGUUCGCCUUUUCUUUACAGUAUUCUUGGCCGUAUUCUUGUUUAUUCCCCAAAAAUGCCAGGUUGUUGUGCAUUUGGAUGCACAAAUAGACAUGACAAGGGUUUCAAGCUGUACAGAUUCCCUUCAGAUGUCAACAGACGGACAAUUUGGGAAAAUAAAAUCAACCGUUUGGGCUGGAAGCCGAACUCGUCUUCCAAGCUGUGCGAGGUAGGCUCUGUAU
Molecule: messenger RNA, 3375 nt
Organism: Dunckerocampus dactyliophorus (ringed pipefish)
Lineage: Eukaryota; Metazoa; Chordata; Actinopteri; Syngnathiformes; Syngnathidae
Gene: bmp2b
Product: bone morphogenetic protein 2b
Exons: 3
Coding region: 476-1726 (416 amino acids)
Biological process (GO): BMP signaling pathway; negative regulation of transcription by RNA polymerase II; SMAD protein signal transduction
Cellular component (GO): extracellular region
Molecular function (GO): growth factor activity; BMP receptor binding; cytokine activity
Source: RefSeq, a predicted model, not a curated record